Messenger RNA from Salvia splendens (bonfire salvia), 2262 nucleotides. RefSeq lists its product as uncharacterized. The record is from RefSeq and is a predicted model, not a curated record. Lineage: Eukaryota; Viridiplantae; Streptophyta; Magnoliopsida; Lamiales; Lamiaceae. Gene Ontology annotation, molecular function: nucleic acid binding. The coding region runs from base 1 to 2262 and encodes 753 amino acids. The transcript has 6 exons. Gene Ontology annotation, biological process: DNA integration.
AUGUGCAUCGACUAUCGGGAGCUAAACAAACUAACGCUGAAGAACAAGUAUCCACUACCAAGGAUAGACGACUUGUUUGACCAACUUCGAGGGGCAGGAGUCUUCUCUAAGAUGGAUUUGAGGUCUGGGUACCAUCAGCUGAGGGUUCGGCGAGAAGAUGUACCCAAGACAGCUUUUCGAACAAGAUAUGGUCAUUAUGAGUUCGUUGUAAUGCCUUUUGGACUGACGAACGCCCCGGCAGUGUUCAUGGACCUUAUGAACCGCGUGUUCCAUCCAUUUCUGGAUCGGUUUGUCCUGGUUUUCAUCGAUGACGUGCUUGUUUACUCAAAGAACGAGGAGGAGCACAAAGAGCACUUGAGAACCGUCCUAGCAACUCUAAGGGACGAGAAACUAUAUGCCAAGUUCAGUAAAUGCGAGUUUUGGCUCAAGGAAGUAAAUUUUCUUGGACAUGUAGUAACUUCAGAUGGAAUUCGUGUAGAUCCGGCCAAGGUAGAAGCGGUGCAGGAGUGGAAGUCACCUUCUACACAAAACGAAAUCCGAAGCUUUUUAGGACUGGCGGGCUAUUAUCGAAGAUUCAUCGAGGGAUUCUCGAAGAUAGCAAGGCCAAUGACGCAACAACUGAAAAAGGGAGUCAAGAUGAUUUGGACGCCAGAAUGUGAGGCGAGCUUUCAGUUGUUGAAGGAGAAAUUGACCACCGCACCAAUCCUAGCUGUGCCGGAGCCAGAGACUGACUAUGCGGUAUAUACGGAUGCGUCGAAGGUGGGACUGGGAUGUGUGCUUAUGCAGAAGGGGAAAGUGAUUGCAUAUGCAUCGAGACAAUUGAAGCCCCAUGAACUGAAUUAUCCGACGCAUGACUUGGAACUGGCAGCUGUGGUACAUGCUUUGAAGAUCUGGAGACAUCAUCUUUAUGGAGUCCGUUGUGAGAUAUACACGGACCAUAAGAGUCUAAAGUACUUCUUUGAGCAAAAGGAGUUGAACAUGCGCCAACGUAGGUGGCUCGAGUUGGUAAAGGACUACGAUUGUGGUAUAAAUUACCAUCCGGGAAAAGCAAACGUAGUGGCCGAUGCUGGAAGGUUGUGUGUGCCUAAGGAUGAAGGCCUGAGGAUGGAAAUCAUGAGAGAAGCACAUGAAACCCCAUACGCUGCUCAUCCAGGGAGCACCAAAAUGUAUCAAGACUUGAAAAGACAGUUUUGGUGGAACGGUAUGAAAAAGCAUGUUGCGGCAUUUGUGGAGAGAUGCCUAGCAUGUCAACAAGUAAAGGCGCUACACCAACGGCCCUAUGGGAAAUUGCAACCCCUCGAGAUUCCGGAAUGGAAGUGGGAACAUAUUGCAAUGGACUUUGUGAUAGGACUGCCAAAAUCCCAGCGAGGGAACACGGUGAUUUGGGUGAUUAUAGAUCGCCUCACCAAAUCUGCCCAUUUUGUGCCGGUUCGUGCCACUUAUGGAUCCGAUCAGUUGGCUAAGGUAUAUGUACGGGAAAUUAUACGCUUGCAUGGAGUCCCAGCGACAAUCACAUCUGAUCGUGAUGCUAAAUUCACUUCUAGAUUUUGGACAAGCCUGCAGCGCGAGUUGGGGACUAAGUUGAAUUUCAGUACAGCGUUCCACCCGCAAACCGACGGGCAGUCGGAGAGAACGAUACAAGCAUUGGAGGACAUGCUACGAGCCGUGGUGCUAGAUCGAGGCGUAGGUUGGGAAGAAGUGUUGCCCUUGGUAGAGUUCGCUUACAAUAAUAGUUACCAGAAUGCAGCCAUUCAUCUUUCUAGUGUUUUUUCGAGCUUCAAGAACACAUUUGCAGCCGAUUUUAGUCGUUGUGUGUACGACUUUGAAGAAGAAUCGGAAUUUCUUGAUGCAUGGAACGAAAUACAGCAUAACAACUCAAUAAGUGAGUGCAUGAAUGCAGUUGUGAAGCAUUAUGUAAAUUACAAAAACAACAUAGUUGAGGUGUUCCGUCAUUUUCAAAGGUUGAUAGAUGAUCGUCGGGAGAAGUUAGUAGGAAAAGCAGUUGAGAGUGAAGAUAGUUAUACUUAUGCCAUAGAUUGUCUCUUGACAAUGGGAAAUGACAUUGAUGGAAUGGCAGGGAAGACAAAUAAUGUGACAGUUGAGGCAAAUAAGGUUGGAGACAUUUCAACUAAUGGUGAUAUCAAUGAAAGUCAAAUUAAAGGCGUGAAACCUAAAGGAAGGGAAUCUGAAGGGUCUAAACUCAUUAAUAAUGAGUACUAUAACUUGACAUACAAUGUUUUUGAUAAUCAAAGUACAUCAUGA